Messenger RNA from Tarenaya hassleriana, 1068 nucleotides. RefSeq lists its product as uncharacterized. NCBI's taxonomy places the organism in Eukaryota, Viridiplantae, Streptophyta, Magnoliopsida, Brassicales, Cleomaceae. The transcript is spliced from 2 exons. The coding region runs from base 153 to 719 and encodes 188 amino acids. The record is from RefSeq and is a predicted model, not a curated record.
GGUCGAAAUAAAAAUAAGCAUUUCUUUCCACUGAGAAUCAGAAAUCUCAUCCAUCUCCUCUUCUAGGGUUUUCUUCGACGAAUCGAAGAAUCCAUCAGGAAAAAGCUCCGCAUUCUUCGAGAUUCCUUCUUUUUCUUCCCUCUCCGGCAUCAAUGGCGUCGAACGACACCGGCGACAAUUUCCAGCAGCGCAGACCCCGCCCGAGAAACGGUCCUCCACCGCCGCGGCGAGGAGGGAGGAACCAUGCUCAUGCGUCGGCGCGGCAGCAUCAACCGCGGGAGCAGCAGCCGCAGAGCUUGCCGGAGAAGAGGAAGCCGGUGUUCAUCACUGUGAAUCAGCUGAAACCGGGCACGGACGGCCACAACUUGACCAUUAAGGUGGUUGAUCUGAAGACCGUCCUUCAGAAGGGUGGGUCCGGAAACGGCGCCGCCUCCGCCUCCGCUCCUCAGCUUCGACAGUCGCGGAUUGCUGAGUGCCUUAUCGGAGAUGAGACCGGUACUAUCGUCUUCACUGCUCGCAACGAUCAAGUGGAUGUGAUGACGCCAGGAACAACUUUAAACAUCAGGAAUGCGAAGAUCGACAUGUUCAAAGGAUCGAUGAGGCUUGCUGUUGACAAAUGGGGACGUAUCGAGGUAACUGAACCCGCAGACUUCACGGUGAAAGAGGACAACAACCUGUCCCUCGUGGAAUACGAGCUCGUCAACGUGGUCGAGGAAUGAUUCAUUUCCUCCAUUUUCUCCUUCGGGUGAAAGGGUACUCCCGAGGGCUCAGCACUGAUUGUUUUUCUUUUUUCCGUCUGCCAUGGCCACACAGAGGAAGUAAGUUACUAUCCUCAAGCUUCAUCCUUGACACGGUGACAUGAAUGGCGAUUGGUGAUUGAAGUCAUUUUGAUGUUUUGGUCUCUCUCGUUAGGCAGAUGUCUUGUUCUUCCAUUGUGAUGUCAUUUUCUGUCUUUAUUUUUUUGCCACCUCGUUGCUGCUUUUUUGUAUGGUCUAAUAGAACAGUGUUUAAUGGAUGAUGCCGAGGUUGACUUGCUAUCCCUCCCAAGUAUCUCUUACUGUUUUGCCA